GCAAACAGGCAACGCGAUUCUACACAGUGGGGCCUCUGCCUCUGGACCCUCAUUGGUCCGGCGAGGCUUGAAAGCCUCCAUUGAGCCGGUCAGGAGGAAUUUGGGGUACUAAUGCCACUCUCAGGAGGAGGAAUUUUGUGUGAUUCUGGUAAACAGCUGACGGCUCACUUUGCGAGCUCGGCUCUCCUCCUCCUCCUCCUCUCUCCCUCGUUCCUUCCCUCCUUUGGUUUCUGCAGUGCGUUCUCUGCGUUGAACUGUGUGAACUAACAAUCCGUACAGCACUCUGAUUAUUCACUCAUCACUGAAUCAUGCCUCUGGUGAACUUGUAUGGGUCAAAGUGGAGGCUGGUGCUGUGCACUCUGCUUAUUUGUGCAGUAAUCUUCGAGUUGGCUUAUUGUCAAAAAGAUGCCCAGAAGCAGAAGGCUACCCCGGGGAGGAAGUCCAAGCCGAGCAAAAACAAACCAGAGAAGUCAACAAACGAAGGGUCCAGCACUGCAACAGCCAAACCAAAGAACAAAGCUACACCUGCAGCCAAGGCACAGGCCUUUCUCACACAGGUGCUAAACAGAGGGAAGUUUAAGAAGGUGGGUGAGACUAUAAGCGUGCAGACAGGAGAUACUCUGGAGCUGAGGUGCAGGGGCAAACCUGUGCAGUGGGGCGUCCCCUUAUACCUGGAGGAGGAUGAUGAAGGAAGGCUAAGGAUUGUCCAACACGAGCGAUACGGUGUUCUGACAUUAGUCAACACCACUGGCGCAGACACAGGGGAGUACACCUGCUACCCAAUGUACUGUGAAGACACAGACUGCAGGAAGGAGUACGACAAAGCUAUCAAGGUCUUCGUCUUCUUUCCUGACCCACAGGAACUAUUUGUUCCAUCAUCGGACUACUAUGAGGUGAUUCAGCUGAGGACCAACUGGCCCACGGUCCUCCCCUGCCAGGUUACGUCACCGGAGGCCAAAGUGUCUUUGCACCGCGAGUUUCCACCUGUGGAGGUGGCGGUGGACGGGACGGAGAUCUCCUUUAAUGUCAAGAAAGGCUACACCAUACAUCGACCCCGGCCUUAUCACGCUGGAGCCUUGUACUGUGUCGCCAGUCUGGGCAACCUGAGGCAGAGCUCCACCAAGUACAUGCUCAUCUAUGUCAACUACCCCAUGGCUCCUCCUGCUCCAGUGAUCCAGGCCUCAUCCAGUUCGGUGGUUGUGGGGGAGAACCUGCGUGUCAGCUGCAGUGUGGUGGGAGAACAGGAUGUGGUUGUGGAGUUCACCUGGGAAUACCCCGGACAGCAGAUUGGGAGGCCUCUGUACACACAGGAGAGCAUCAGUCCAGUCGGCGGAGGAGCGGCUCGUCAGCAGUCUCAGUCUGUUCUCCUGGUGGACGAGGUGAGGGACGUGGACCAGGGCACAUACACCUGCACCGCUCAGAACCUGCAAGGAGCCAAAUCAGUGUCCGCCACUGUCAAAGUGGUCCCCAAAGCAAAACCGAAGAAACCGUGACCCACCACAGCUAUAUGACAACACUAUGAGAGAGAGAGAGAGAGAGAGAGAGAGAGAGAGAGAGAGAGAGAGAGAGAGAGAGCGAGAGAGAGUCCAGUAUGUGUCCAGUAUUUUCCUCUGCCACAGAACUGAAGUCUUUUAUCAUCUUUGAAAAGCUGCUGUAAUCAUAAAUAUAUUAUCUUCUGAGCUUAUAAUACACACUUUGACAUCCCAAUCAUACAAUCAAUCUGUUGUUUACAUGAAUGUAUGAGGCACAUCCAGUUUGUAAAUGUGUUAUUAACAUUUUCGAGCAUUAAAUAUUUUAUAUACACACA
Hippoglossus stenolepis (Pacific halibut) is the source of this 1807-nucleotide messenger RNA. Its product is annotated as platelet-derived growth factor receptor-like protein. Lineage: Eukaryota; Metazoa; Chordata; Actinopteri; Pleuronectiformes; Pleuronectidae. The record is from RefSeq and is a predicted model, not a curated record. The transcript has 7 exons. Bases 309 to 1493 code for a protein of 394 amino acids.